AUGACUGAUUAUGCUUCUUCUUCCUCAUGGACAUCCUUUUUGAAGUCUGUAGCAUCCUUCUCAGGUGAUAUUUCUUCAUUAACUGCACCACCAUUUAUUCUAUCAACUACUUCACUUUCUGAAUUCCCACAAUAUUGGGCUGAACAUCCGGAUUUAUUUCUGGAAUCAAGUUUCAUUACAGAAGAAAACUACAAAUCAAAAUUUCCUGAAGUCACUGAUUUGGAAUCUGUUGAUGUAGCACGUAUGCUUUCUGUUACUAGAUGGUUUAUUGCUACUUUAAAGUCUCAAUAUUGUUCUCGUAAUGAAUCAAUGGGUACUGAAAAGAAACCUUUAAACCCAUUCUUAGGAGAAGUUUUUGUUGGCAAAUGGGAUAAUAAAGAAAAGGAAGAAUACGGUGAGACUGUAUUAUUAAGUGAACAAGUCUCUCAUCAUCCUCCAAAGACUGCAUACACCAUAUUUAAUGAUAAGAACGAUGUGAAACUAGAAGGUUAUAAUCAAGUUAAAGCUACUUUCAGCAAAACUUUGAUGCUUGGUGUCAAGCAACUUGGCCAUGCAAUGUUACAUGUCAAAGACGAAUCAUUCCUAGUAACAUUACCAGCUCUUCAUAUUGAAGGUAUAUUAAUGGCUGCACCAUUUGUGGAAUUAAAUAGUAAGUCAAUGAUUCAAUCUUCUUCGGGUUUAGUGACCGUUAUCGAAUAUUCAGGUAGAGGUUAUUUCUCUGGGAAGAAGAAUACAUUCAAGGCUAAAUUAUACAAGAGUGUUGAAGAUUUAAACGCUAACAAUUAUCCAUUAUACACUAUGAGUGGCCAAUGGUCUGGGGUUUCUAAAAUAGCAAACGGUGAAACCGGUGAAGAAAGAGGUACCUUUUAUGAUGCCAUAAACCACCCAACUGAACACAUAUAUGUUAAACCAAUCGAGGAACAAAACCCAUUAGAGAGUAGAAGAGCAUGGGAAAAAGUUGCUGAAGGAAUUACCUUUGGUGAUAUGUCUAUGAUUGCCCAGGAAAAAGGUAAGAUCGAGAAUCAUCAAAGAGAAUUAAGGAAACAAGAAGAAGAGGAAGGUACUGAAUGGAAGAGAAGAUGGUUCAAAGAAGUUGACUAUUCUACUAUAUCAGCUAAUGAACCUCUAGAUAAAACUGACGAUAAAUUCAUCCAAUUGAGUGCAGAAUUGAACCUUUCCACAAAGAAUACUCCUAGUGGGUCCGUUGUUGGUGAUAAAGAUGAUCUAAAAGCUGAAACUUGUUCUCACUGGAGAUUCAAUAGACAAGCUUGGGAUGAUGAGAAGGAAAUCAAAGUAUGA
Messenger RNA from Maudiozyma barnettii, 1299 nucleotides. RefSeq lists its product as uncharacterized. Lineage: Eukaryota; Fungi; Ascomycota; Saccharomycetes; Saccharomycetales; Saccharomycetaceae. Gene Ontology annotation, cellular component: intracellular membrane-bounded organelle; cytosol; membrane. Gene Ontology annotation, molecular function: oxysterol binding. The coding region runs from base 1 to 1299 and encodes 432 amino acids. The transcript has a single exon. The record is from RefSeq and is a predicted model, not a curated record. Gene Ontology annotation, biological process: maintenance of cell polarity; exocytosis; endocytosis.